Molecule: messenger RNA, 1215 nt
Organism: Penicillium concentricum
Lineage: Eukaryota; Fungi; Ascomycota; Eurotiomycetes; Eurotiales; Aspergillaceae
Product: putative C6 transcription factor
Exons: 2
Coding region: 1-1215 (404 amino acids)
Source: RefSeq, a predicted model, not a curated record
AUGGCCGUCUGUGCCGCCACGAUGGCUCAGUUGCAUCUUGACCCCUUGGUAGAUGGAUCCCGGACAGUGGAUAGCACCACAAUGGCCCAAGCUUGUUUACGAAUGCGUGCAAGUUGUGAUAACCAUGGAGCAAAUCUGGGUGUCAGAAGCGUUCUGGUGUCCUUCUUUUUGCAUGUGUACCACGCCAAGGUCAACCAACAAAAUUCGGCAAUGAUGUUCAUCAAAGAGGCCAUGGCCGGAGCUCACAUUCUGCGAUUGAAUGAAGAACUCUCACACGGGGAAGAUGAGUUGAUAGCAAAUAAGGCCUUGGUCUUCCCCUUGCUUUGGGUAUCAGAGAGAGGUUACUCAUUGCACUUAGGUCUCUCUCCUUCAUAUAUUGACCUCCCUAAUUUACUAGAUCUGGAGACAAAUACACAUGUUGAUGUUCAUGCCCAAGGGUUGAUAGAGCUCGUCAAGCUCUUUAUUGCAUUUGAUCAAAUCUCGGUUCGGCGCAACUCGCGUCUUGGGAUCACUAUGGCUGCCCAUCUGACCGAUACCGAAGCGAAGGUUGCCUCACUAUGCUUCAGCAUGGCCAAUCGCGUUUCAACCCGAACGGCAGACUAUCACAUCACACGGGAGUGGAUGAGGACCAUUCUCUGGCAGGAGGCACUUACUAUGGGCUUGCUGUCCUCUUCAGCAUGCACAUCCGUCUUGGAGUUUGGAUUUCCAGCGCAGGUUGGCCGUGCCUUACUGCAGUCCUUGCGUGGAUUCAGCGAGACGGAUUUGCUUCCAUUGGGACGAGACCAGGCUAGUAGCUUUGAUAUAAAAGAAACACAGACGAUGGCUGAUGUCAUUUUGCAGGUAUUGAAAUGCUUUGAAGUCGCCAACUCGCUGGCGGACACGGUUCUUUUGUCCCCACAGAGAAGAAGCUCUCGGCUCGAACUAGGACCACAGGACUUUCUGCAUGCAUUGUAUCAGAAGAUUGUCCCCUUUCUCGAGCAGGAUACUAUGUUGAAGUCAAUCCUUCGUGCUAAAACUGCUGAAGCCCUAGUCGCGGCUCCAGCUCGCCUGCUGACAAUUGGGGAGGAUGAUACGGGCCUACAUUCGGGCAAAGAUGGACCUGGUGGCCAGGCUCAGAUUUCCGGAUACACACCAAACAGCGCGCUCGAUGGGCACAAUGAAUUGGCGCCAGAUUUCUUGGAUUGGCUACAACAAUCGGAUCUUCAGAUAAUCUAA